Nipponia nippon (crested ibis) is the source of this 1392-nucleotide messenger RNA. Lineage: Eukaryota; Metazoa; Chordata; Aves; Pelecaniformes; Threskiornithidae. The record is from RefSeq and is a predicted model, not a curated record.
AGAUGAAUAAUCUUUCCUUUAGUGAACUGUGUUGCCUGUUCUGUUGUCCGCCAUGCCCAGGGAAAAUUGCCUCCAAACUGGCAUUCUUACCUCCUGAUCCCACGUACACACUGAUGUGUGAUGAGAGUGGUAGUCGCUGGACUUUACAUCUCUCAGAGCGAGCAGACUGGCAAUAUUCUUCUAGAGAAAAAGAUGCCAUUGAGUGCUUCAUGACUAGAACAAGUAAAGGUAACAGGAUUGCCUGUAUGUUUGUGCGUUGCUCACCUCACGCCAAGUAUACUUUGCUCUUCUCACAUGGAAAUGCUGUUGACCUAGGUCAGAUGAGCAGCUUUUACAUAGGACUGGGUUCACGGAUUAAUUGCAACAUAUUCUCAUAUGAUUAUUCUGGAUAUGGUGCAAGUUCUGGGAAGCCAACAGAGAAGAAUCUGUAUGCUGACAUUGAAGCUGCUUGGGUGGCUCUUAGGACAAGGUACGGAAUCCGCCCUGAAAAUGUGAUUAUAUAUGGCCAGAGUAUAGGAACAGUACCAUCCGUGGAUCUUGCUGCUAGGUAUGAAAGUGCUGCUGUAAUUCUUCAUUCUCCACUGACCUCAGGAAUGCGAGUAGCCUUUCCUGAUACGAAGAAGACCUAUUGCUUUGAUGCAUUCCCAAACAUUGACAAAAUUUCUAAAAUAACCUCUCCUGUGUUAAUAAUCCAUGGGACUGAAGAUGAAGUAAUUGACUUUUCACAUGGCCUAGCAUUAUUUGAGCGUUGCCAGAGACCUGUAGAACCACUGUGGGUAGAAGGAGCAGGCCAUAAUGAUGUGGAGCUCUAUGGACAGUAUCUUGAAAGAUUAAAACAGUUUGUGUCACAGGAACUGGUGAACUUGUAAUUUUCUCUGUAUAUUUACAUGCUUUUUCAUAUCACUGCAGAACUGCACACCUUGAUAUAACGUAACAUAAAACCUGAAGGUUGUGUUUUCAAAUCAUCUUGGUUGCCUUCGUUAAAUGUACAGGUAAUGAUUUGUCAACAUAAUUAAUGAAGGUUUUAAUGCCAGUAUUAUAAACUGGAAUUACAUGAUCACGCGGUCAAGCUUGGCAGUUCAUACUACUUUGUGUGAGGUUUUCUUCUUAGAUGUACAAAAAAAAAAUUCCCAAGGAGUACUGUAUGAAACCUUAAUUAUGUAAAAUCAAAUGCUGUAAAAGUGUUGCCAAAUGCUUUAGCAUAUAAAAAAAAAGUUUAUAAAUAUUUUUUAAACAUCUCAAAAUGUACUGUGACUUACUCUAUUGCACAGGUGUAAAUUAAAAACCAGACUUCUAAGCAGUUGUUCUGUAAAAAUGUAAUAGCCAUGAAACUUGAGCAAAUACUAAUGUAUGUAAUAAGAAUAGACAGUCACUGGAAAUGACCCAUUCCCU